AUGAUGUGCGUCUGUAUCCCAAAAAAAAAACUAAUGGAUUGGCGCGUGUACUAUAUAUAUUCAUAUGUCGUGUGUUUGUAUAUGUGUGGGAGUGAUUGUGCGUGUAUAUGUGUGUUGGCGUGUGUGGUACAAUGUGUGUGUUUUAAUGUAGAAAUGAGGUUGUAG
Messenger RNA from Saccharomyces cerevisiae S288C, 165 nucleotides. RefSeq lists its product as uncharacterized. The transcript has a single exon. Gene Ontology annotation, cellular component: membrane. The coding region runs from base 1 to 165 and encodes 54 amino acids. The record is from RefSeq and is marked reviewed. Lineage: Eukaryota; Fungi; Ascomycota; Saccharomycetes; Saccharomycetales; Saccharomycetaceae.